AAUUACAGAGGUCACAUGACGUCGAGGAUUAUAGGCUCUUACUGAUGGCAAGUAGGGAAGCGUAUCUCAAAGAAGAGGGUUGGAUUUGCAAAAAUACGCUCCAUACCACUCUGAGAGACGCGCGUAACAUGAUGGUCAUGAGAAGUAUAGUAGAACACGGAUCCGGUACGCAAUGACCACAGCAUAGGAGGGCAGUGAGGGCGGUGACGACUUGCAACUGUUUCUUCGCGCCAGCGCAUUCGUUAAUGACAAGCAUAUUGACAAAACCCGUUCGUCGAGCGCGUCUUGUGUGGCUGGAGAGUGUUGGCGCCGGAAAAGUGCCUUAUUUUGAUGUCAAGCAUUCUUUUCUUUUCAAGUUCGCUGCUCGUAACAUUUUUACCCCGAACGAUGAAAAAACGGUGGUGCCACCGCCGCUAGCUUCAUCGGAGUCCACGACAGAGAACGGACGACACCGUCCAAUUCACAGCGAACGCCCCAGCUGAUGAGUCUUAAAGUGACCGAAAUGCAGAGAGUUCUGUUCUCUUCCUGCGUUCUCGUUCCCCGGGCUUCAGACGAAGCGUUUCAGGUGGCAGAGGUUUUCUUGGGAUCAUUCUUUGCAUUCCGGGGCAACCUGCCACGGCCGUGGUGCCCAAGGAAAGGCGAGGCCGGAAGGUGCCAGCCAAGUCUGUGCGAGCAGUUGGGUCGGGGUCGAGAAAUUCUUUGCUUCCUUUGUCUUGUCCUUUUUCUCCCUGGCCAGACAAAAUUUGCGGGGAAAUCUAAGGCGCUCUUGCGCUUCGGCUUUGCAGUUCGAGAAAAUACCGGAGGGUGCGCUGUUCGUGGCACCUGUGCCGCGUGAGAAGGUCGUGCCUAGCUCGCGUGCACUAGCAAGGCCAGCAGUCCGGGGUUCCUGUGGAUCCUUGAAACGAAGCCACUUUGCAAAGGUGUUUCCCUGCACACGGACAGCGUUUUUUCCGAGUCUCUGGCUCUAUAAAACUGUGUCAUUCGCCCUCUUGCUAGGUCGCGCAAAGAAGUUCCGCAUCGACAAUUUUCAGGCGCAGAGGCUGCUCCUGGCACUCCGAGCGAUCAGUAUCGGCAGCCUGCCUCUGUGAAGGUUCCGAUUUUAGAAAGCAGAAAUUUCGGGGGGAAACUUCACAAAAUACACUGGGCUUUGACGAGUACACCAUCAGGUCGAAGCCGCGCCUUCUCCGUCUCUCGUACCAAGUUCAGGGCGUCGUUUUUUGUGGAAGCUUUGCCGAGGCAUCCAUGCGUAGACGGCCCUUCGCAGCGAGCGGGUGAAUUCUACGACUGGUGUGUCUGAGAGCAUGGUCGAACUAUGAAUGCUACGCAAGCAGUAAAAGCUCCGAAAGUUGUGAAAGCGACGCGAGCUGCGAGAGCGCCUGUGUGGGUUUGUCGCGAAUGUGAAUCGUUUUGUGUUUCUGUGGUUGUGUGUAGCUGACCGCAGAUGUCUUGGGAACUUCAUGGCACCUCGCUUCGCCGCGCGGCAACAUGCUUCCGCGGUUGUGAAUGGUUUCCUUGGACAACCCAUGCCAGAGGUAGAAACGUUUCUUUCGACCCUUUUCUUAGAGCCGUUCUGUACCCUGGACAGCCCAGGCAAAGGCCCGUGCAACAAAGCACGCUGGCGCCUUGAUCGCCUCGAGAGUCGCGCGGGUGUCCGUCCGACGGAAAAUCAUAGAAACCCCCUUUUCUGAAACGUAGAAACACAUAACUCGCUGCAUCCUUUGAAGUUUCGGGGAGAGAACCCUCGAAUUCGAGACAUGGCGAAGACGAGUGUGGCACCAGGCCCUCCGGGCGGAGUGUCUCGGCUUUCCGCUUGCGAGGCGCCUUUUCCGGCCGCGCAAAGUCACGCCGACAACGUGCGCGUUCUGGGGUCUUGGCCGGCCGAUUUGAGAGAUAUUUCUGAAAAGUCUUUGGGGAAAAGAGCCACAGACGUUGAGGCUAAGCCGGUAAAACUGCUUCAGCCCACGAGUGUGUUCUCUGAAAACCCAGAUUCUCUUGGCGCGCCUCUGGUGUACCUCCCCUUGAGCAGUCCCUGCUGGGAUGUGCGACACCCCUCUCCGGAGACAGGACCCGCCCCGUGUGUGACGAAACUGCAGCCAUCUUCCGCCAUCGGAAAGACAUCCAGAAACAACGCGAAAGCAACGUUUCCACCCGUCACUCACACUGCUGGGUGGCCGUCACCGCGGCUGGCGGAAAGUGCAUCGAAAGACCUCGGGGACAGGGAAAGACCCAGAGACAACGAGGCAGCACCGCUGUCUCCUGGCAGGCCUAAGAUACAUCACGCAGCGAGCGGAGGGAAAAUCGUUUCGUCUUUGAGUCUCGAACUUCAGACUUCUCAGUCUGGCGGGAUUUUGUCAGGCACUGCAGAUCCUCACUCAAGCUCAACUGGGACCACCGGUGCCCGCGAGGGAACCCGACUUAAGGCUCGUGGGGCGUGGGGGUCGGAAACCCCAAGCCUCCAGGCUGCAGCCCCGGUAGAGAACUUUGACUUUUCUGAAGGGAGUCCGAGGGAAGUCUUCUUUCAAGGCGCUCUGUGUGCAGGAACUGCCCCGCUUUCCCCGGAGAGUUACCGCACGGUCGCCGAGUACAUUCGGCAAACCUACGGCGGGCAGGUCACUGCGGCGGGGGCCGAGAGCGUCGACACUUUGCAGGGAAACGAAUGUCUCUCUGUAAAGGCGGGAGCGAAGACUCCUCGCUUCGGUGUCCUCUUCACCAAAGUGCCUUCGGAUCGCUCCCAGGUGGCUUUCUCGGCCGCGCAGCCGCAAGCGCAGAAGAUCGGCUUCAGGCAGAGUGGGAACGCGGAUCCGAACGGAAUGGCCACGCCAGACCUCGAGUGUCUGUACUCACAGUAUGUGAAGUCGCAAAGCGUGUACGAUACGCAGAAGGUGCAGAAUGCAGGUGCACAAGUGGGUCGCUGUUCGUUCGGGAAUCUCCCGACCGCGACUCCGCGCGGGUCGAAACCCUCGCACAGCCUGCCCGCACCGCUUCUGCCUUUCCCCACCGGCAUGUUCUUCUUAACUCCACCAAAAGGAGCGACAGGAAUCGCGCCAACUGUCUCGCCGCCCGUGUCCGGUGGCCAAACUCCGCAACAGCCUGUCCGCCGGGUGCUGCAAACGGCCGCAGCUGCCCAGUUUGCCAAGACUGGAGUCUACCGCGAUAUCCACAUUUCCUCUGUGAAGAGGAAUGUGCCCGCCGUGUCGUCUAAAGAUGCGCGGCAAGGAAAUGUCAGCCUUCGAGGCGCCCCGCCGAAGCAUGCCAUCAAAAAUCCCUGGGCCUUCCUAACGGCGAACCAGGAGAACCGGCCGCCGGGACCGGCACCGGCGGCGAGACCAGCUCUUGUGGCUGCGCCGCGGCCUCUUCCAGGGAUCUCGGCAAAGCCUGUCGCGGUGGAGGGACAGUCGGCGGCAUGCAAGGAAGGCGAGGACGCGCCGCUGGGUCAGCGAUCUUCCGAGUGCAGCGCCCCUCCUCCAGAGGUCCGCGGUGUCUCCGCAGCUUCCACCUGCACGCGGUUGUCAUCGCAUGCAGCGGAAGUGAAGCCGAACGUGAAAGUUCGGCCGGGAUUUACGGCGGCCGCCACGAAGUCGACGACGCAGGCGCCGGGGACUUGCCUCACCCGCGGCACAAUCCCUGCGGUCUCGCAGAAAAAGGAGACAAGCCGCCAAGAACCCUCGGAAGGUUCGGUCUCGAUGCAUGUGCUCCGAGUGUCGCUGUGCGGGAAGAAAACGACGUUGUCGCAUCGCGGGCAGUUGAUGGCGAUGGCGAGUUGCACGGGUGGCGUCUUGCGCGCGUUCACCGCGCGCGACACUGGCGUUCGCGUGGUGGAGUGCAGAGACCACCGGGAACUGGUUUUCCAGUUGCCGACGAAGGAACUCGUUCCAUUCAAGGACAUCUGCAUCGUCGCGCCAAUCAGUCAAGGGAGUUUCGGGACUGUGUCGCGUGCUACGUGGCGAGGCCAGACAGUGGCUGUGAAGCAAGCCCACGGCGUACUCACGCAGGAAGCUCUGCGCUCCAUAGCACGGGAAAUGAACUCGUUCCGGGCCAUGGACGCCCACCCUCACAUCGUCAAGUAUUUAGGCAUGUGCCUCGACCCCGGCUGCGUCGGCAUUGUCAUGGAGUACCUGCCGGGCGGCAGCCUCUUUGAUCUCCUGUAUGAAAACAAGGUGCUGGUGGCGGCGGAAAGACGUCUCGUCCUCUCCCGACAGCUCACUCAAGCUGUCCACUACAUGCACCACGAAAAGCGCAUGGUUCACAGGGACCUGAAAACGGCGAAUCUCAUUGUAGACGGAGUGAGCGGGCUCAAAUUGUGCGAUUUUGGCAAGACUCGCAGUCUGGAAGCGAGUGGCAAACUCCUCCUCGAUGACAACGGAGGCUCGCCGAGAUACAUGGCGCCAGAAUGUUUCGCCACGGGGACGUUGAUUGACGAAAAAGCAGAUAUUUGGGGCCUUGCGUGUUGCCUCAUAGAAAUUUUUGGUGGUCCUAUCCCCUUCGAAGAAAUCCACUCUAACGACGGUGUGAUUGACGCAAUCAUGUGCAAGAGAAUGCGACCCGCCGUCCCCUCGUGGUUCCACCCUGCAGCAAGGAGACUGUUCGAACGUUGUUUCUCAUGGUCCCCGCGUGAGCGGCCAUCGGCUCUGGAGAUUGCAAGGACUCUCGAGCUCUUUACUGCAAGUGACUUGAAUGCGUAUGGAAUGAACACACGACGAGUCAAGUAGAGUAGCUUAGUGCACGCGAACUUGUGCCUGUUUUCAGUCAUGUGCCUCCCGAAAAAAAUCCCAGAUGAAAAAACGAAACGGAAAUUGUGUGUGCCGUGCGUGGAAGCUAGACUAUUUCACCGGUGCAGCCGAUCAACUGGAUCCACAAUUCGCCGAACAGUAAAGGCAAACAAACAAAAUGCUCUCGACGAGGCGUGCGAAGCCAAUUGGCGUCCACGAAUUGCCGUGUAGCUUGUGAAAUGCAACAAAAGUCUUGAGACGCGGGAUUGGAGAGUUAGCGCGGCGAAUCUCGGAGGCGCGUGCUGGCAUUCUUAGAUGACAGCUUUAAAACGCACAGUCGAGUUUCGAAAUUACGAGCAGUUUUCUUCUGGAGAAGACUGCCUUGCUCAGUGCAGAGAGGGAGCGUGUGCUUGUCGAGAUCUUCCCUGUUCAGUUCCUUUUGUCGAGGGAUAUGUAUGUUACGUUGUCGCAGCAGUAAGCUUCUGUAAUGAAUCUACGAGCGGGAGUUGAGGGGAUUUUUUUGUGAGUGAAGGACGACUAGCUCUCGGGGGACAGAGCCAGCAAGCAUCGUGCUUCGCGAUCGCCUGCGCUCCUGUCAGCUGAGUGCCCGUCACGGAACGACAAGCCUGCUCUCCCACGACUGUAUAACUUGUUUUUCGUGUUUUUUAAGCGUAAGCCUCACGGAGAGCUAAGCACAAAAUCAGAGACAAUUUGGGAUGAGUGGCUCGAAAAGUAGUGGCCGUCAGUUGACGCACGUUUCGACAGAAUGGAGUACCGAUCUUUUCUGUGUAUAAAACCACGGCAAGCUCGCAGUCUGCUCCCGCGUGACGCGGGAGGUCAAUUUGUGUCAUCCCACGCUGUGGUGACGACCCCGCUUGUGAAGAAUUGUGUUCAGUUGUUUCAGUUUGUGCACUAUCCCCCAAUUUCUUUUGUGGCUUUUCGCUCAUUUGCUACGGAUGAACAGUGCCUUCAAAUGCCAGACGCCGUGGCGAUCUGUGUCAUUGAGGCAGCGCGUUGCCAUUCGGCACACGCGAGGGACAUCUUCUCCGAUUCAUAUGUUUGUUUUGGCAAGGAGCUCGUGAGUUGACCCUCAAAGCUAUGCGUGCCCGCUUUUAGUUCCUGCGUCGGUGGGUGGCAGCUUCGUAGUAUAUAAGAUGCAUGCGUGUAUAGACUAUACCCUUGCAACACUAAAUGUUUUGAAAAGGGUACCCUCUACCGCGCACCGCUCCAGAACAGUCCGCGGCGCGGUGCUCUGGUUGAGAAUGCGUGUUGGGCAGCGUUACAUCAAAGGUGCAUACUUAUCUAUGAAUCCUUGCAUUCUGCAGUGUAGAUAUCACAACUGGGACUAUGUGCUGAAGCGAUCCGCAGGCGCCGAGCAUCGAUGUGAUAUCUGGCGACACGCAUCGUAAGCGGUGCGCAUCUUUCUGCGUUGUCACUUAUUUACACCAGGCAGUAGCUGCCUUUGCACGUAGUCAGCAUGUUGCAUCUCGUGGCAGAGAACUUGCUGCAUUCCUCGGUGCCAACCUUGUCCAAACACUGAUAAUGACCUGAGCUA
Messenger RNA from Toxoplasma gondii ME49, 6264 nucleotides. RefSeq names its product Tyrosine kinase-like (TKL) protein. The coding region runs from base 1755 to 4709 and encodes 984 amino acids. NCBI's taxonomy places the organism in Eukaryota, Apicomplexa, Conoidasida, Eucoccidiorida, Sarcocystidae. Gene Ontology annotation, molecular function: protein kinase activity; ATP binding. Gene Ontology annotation, biological process: protein phosphorylation. The record is from RefSeq and is a predicted model, not a curated record. The transcript is spliced from 3 exons.